GGCACAAGAGCAACUCUCGUCCAAUCACAGACGUCGUCACUGCGCCGUGGCCCAGCGCUUUGUUACAUCCGGUCGUAUAUAUGUUGCCACGAGUUAGCGGUGAGUUCGGAGUGUCCAUUUUGAGCAGCAGGUCGCGUCGCUGGUUUUUCCUCUGAAAUCUCUGGACGAGUCCACGUCACAAUGUCAGACACUGAGAACCUGCUGAUGGAGACCUCGGAGCAGAACGGUAACGAGGGGGAGGAGGAGCAGAACGGAGCUGAGCAGGAGCAGGAACAGGAGCAGGAGCAGGAGCUGAUGGGUGGCGGCGAGUCCCAGGACUCCCAGGAUUCCCAGGACAACGGCGGAGAUGGCGGCAAGAUUGACGCCAGCAAAGGAGAGGAGGACGCUGGUAAGAUGUUCGUCGGAGGCCUCAGCUGGGACACGAGUAAAAAGGACCUGAAGGAUUACUUCAGUAAGUUCGGAGAGGUGUCAGACUGCACCAUCAAGAUGGACUCCGCAUCCGGACGAUCCCGAGGCUUUGGCUUCGUUCUCUUCAAGGACCCAGCAAGCGUCGACCAGGUGCUGGAGCAGAAGGAACACCGACUGGACGGACGUCAAAUCGACCCCAAGAGGGCGAUGGCCAUGAAGAAAGAGCCCGUCAAGAUCUUUGUUGGGGGUUUGAACCCUGAGACGACGGAGGAGGCCAUCAGAGAAUACUUCGGGGCCUUCGGGGAGAUCGAAACCAUCGAACUUCCCAUCGACCCCAAAUCGAAGAAGAGGAGGGGUUUUAUCUUCAUCACAUACAAAGAAGAAGCCUGCGUCCACAAGUGUCUGCAAAAGAAGUUCCAUAACAUCCAGGGAGGACGGUGUGAGCUGAAGAUCGCUCAGCCGAAGGAGGUUUACCAGCAGCAGCAGUACGGAGCUGGACGUGGAGGUGGAGGUGGAGGAGGAUACGGAGGCCGGGGACGAGGCCGUGGAGGUGAGGGUCAGAACCAGGGCUGGAACCAGGGAUAUGGAAACUACUGGAACCAGGGAUAUGGAAACCAGGGAUAUGGCUACAGUGGAUACAGUGGCUAUGACUACUCUCCUGGUUAUUAUGGAUACGGCGGCGGAUACGAUUAUGAUCAGGGCUCUGCCAGCUAUGGGAAGACUCCCAGACGGGGGGCGCACCAGGCGGGCUUCAAGCCCUACUGAUGACAUCACAAGGACUCCAGCGCCUCAGUGAGACCGACUGACGAACGGACGCUGAGCCGAACUCAACUCUUUUGACAGACGACCAUUUGUACAGAAAACAUCUGAAAUGUAACUUCAUGUUUUUCCCCUUUUUUUUUAUCCUAUAAUUUUUAGGUUUUUCUUUUCCCCUCAACAUUUCCUCCGAUGGAAGUGUAAUUUUUACUGUACUUUUUGGUACCUGUUUUGAUUCUAAUGUAUUGUAAGGGUUGUAUUUUACAUGUUUGUUGACUUUACAGGUUGAACACUCUGCCGCUGUAAAGGAGCUUUUUUUGACAAAUAAAAACAGUUUUCAGUAUUUUUUUCCUGAUGAUUCGAAGUUCUGGUGGAAACGUUGAAAAGGAUUAGAAUUCAAAUUUAAGAUAUGUUUUGUUUUGUAGCAACACAACCCAAUGAUCCAGGCUCGGACUGGGCCGGCCCAGUUGUCCCCUCCAGUGCAGCCAGAGCCCUUCUGUGGGCCGAUGGGCAGCCCACCACCAGGUGGAGUGACCCGUCUGAUGGUGGGCCGCUCCAACUGGUCUGACUGGGCCCACAUGGUCCCAGAUAGGCCUCCUGUACUGUUUGAGCAGGUGAACUGUGGUAAAAUCAUAGAUUCAGAUUCAAAAAUAACAAAUGAGACGUUAAGACAAGUACGGCCUCCGUCCAAUCAGACUCGAGGUCACGAUGAGCUGCAGCAUCACGUCAUCAGAUCUGUGGUCCGACGAGAGGAGACAAUGAUGAACAGUCGAGAACCCGGUGAAAAGUUUGUUGUGCUGUUCGUUCAGACGUAGAUCGUGCAGAAGUUCAUUUCGUUUGGAUGAAAGUGUUUCUGCAGCUCAUUGUGUACUCUCCUCUGAUUGGACGGAGGCUGUGCUUGUGAUUUAAUGUUUGUUAGUUAAUGAUCUGGGAAGUGAAUCUGUGAAUAUCUUUAUUUUUCCAACGUUACGUCUGUGGACCACGGUUCCUAGAACAGCGACGCUGCCGACGUCAUGUAUCCAACCUGUUAAAUCCUGAUGGUUCACUGAUGACGCUGGGCAGGUCCGGUCCAGACUACCCUGCCGGGGCUGAAUUUAGUUCCCAGUCCGACCCUGCGAUGAUCUGUGAUGAUGAAGAAUGUUUCUGUUGAGUCGUGUAUCAUGAGUGAAUUUAUACCAGUUACAUUUCUGGAGGAAGAAACUUCUGGAAAUGUGCAGAUGUGGACGAAGACUCGACCACAUGUCGGUCAACAAAUUGUUAGUUUCUCUUUUGGUUCAGUUUGUUUGUCGUGUCUUGGUUUUAGAAAAAUCCCUGAGUCGCCUCCGCUAGUGUCUGAACAUUUAUUAGUAAUAAACAUUCUUGUUUGUAAA
This is a messenger RNA of Scophthalmus maximus (turbot), 2534 nucleotides long. RefSeq names its product heterogeneous nuclear ribonucleoprotein A/B. The record is from RefSeq and is a predicted model, not a curated record. NCBI's taxonomy places the organism in Eukaryota, Metazoa, Chordata, Actinopteri, Pleuronectiformes, Scophthalmidae. The transcript is spliced from 9 exons. Gene Ontology annotation, cellular component: nucleoplasm. Gene Ontology annotation, biological process: regulation of gene expression. Bases 181 to 1173 code for a protein of 330 amino acids. Gene Ontology annotation, molecular function: RNA binding.